UCCUUUUAUCUCAUUUUCAAAGAAAGAAGCAAAGUUCAGCAAGGGCAGCCAUGGCUGCGCAAUCAAUCCUCACGUUCUCCUUGCCCUCUCGGGCUCUCCCAUCAUCGCAUCCCAAGUUGUCUUUGUCCUCUUCUUCUGCUCCUCGUCUCCGUUCCUCAUUCUGUGGCGUCUCCAUCAGCCGCCGCUCGGUUUCCUUCUCCGGUGGAUCUCCGGCGAGAUCGAUCACCGUUUUCGCCGCCACGAAGAAGGCAGUGGCUGUUCUCAAGGGUAACUCCGAGGUUGAAGGGGUUGUCAGUCUGACCCAAGAAGACGAUGGUCCUACCACUGUGAACGUUCGCAUCACCGGCCUCACUCCCGGCCCUCAUGGCUUUCACCUCCAUGAGUAUGGUGACACAACAAAUGGAUGCAUCUCGACAGGGGCACAUUUCAAUCCUAACAACAUGACACAUGGAGCUCCCGAAGAUGAAAUCCGUCAUGCGGGUGACCUGGGAAACAUAAUUGCCAAUGCCGACGGGGUGGCAGAGGCAACAAUUGUCGACAUACAGAUUCCUCUGACUGGUCCGAAUUCAGUAGUCGGAAGAGUGGAAGCUGCAUAUUCGAUUUUAAAUUCCGAUAAUUGCGAGCUUGAGGAUGACCUCGGAAAGGGUGGGCAUGAGCUUAGUCUGACCACUGGCAACGCCGGCGGCAGGUUGGCAUGCGGUGUUGUUGGCUUGACUCCGGUUUAACUCUGUUGGUCGAGGAGUUUCUGGUGUAAUUGAAAGACAGAGAGCUAAACAAUAGGGUUUUUCCUGAAUAAAGUUGGACUCUGUGUCCAAAUGUGUGUUUGAUUGGCCUUAAACUGUGUUGGAACCUUAUCUGAUCGGUUUCGGUUUCGGUUUCAGUUCCGGUUCGAUUUUACA
Messenger RNA from Tarenaya hassleriana, 899 nucleotides. Its product is annotated as superoxide dismutase [Cu-Zn], chloroplastic. NCBI's taxonomy places the organism in Eukaryota, Viridiplantae, Streptophyta, Magnoliopsida, Brassicales, Cleomaceae. The record is from RefSeq and is a predicted model, not a curated record. Gene Ontology annotation, biological process: removal of superoxide radicals. Gene Ontology annotation, molecular function: copper ion binding; superoxide dismutase activity.